ACGAUAGUGUCAAAAUGGCGAGAAUGUGGGGAAGUCCUAAAUCCUACCUGACUUGUCUAAAACAUUAUUUGCUGGAUAGGAUUACACGAAAGUCAAAACUUUUAACUGUUCUCGACUCCUAUUCAGUCUCCAGACCAGUCAGGAUUCUCAAGGUUGUGAAAAGAACUGCUAAAACUGGUGUAAUCUCUUUCUGUGUUCUCAACACCAUGAUUUCUUUUGUUGGAUAUCCUGCAUACAUUACAGGGAAAUCCAUGCAGCCUGAAUUUAAUGCUCCUGCUGAGAACAAAGAACGUGAAAAUGCAAUUUCAAGUUGGAAAAAUAUCUUUUUCAGGUUGGAUUUGGAUUGGAUCUGGGUAUCCUGCUGGAGAGCCCGUAACUUUGGAUUUGACCGAGGAGAUAUUGUUGUUUAUGUUUCUCCAAAGGAGCCCUAUGAUUAUGUAAUUAAACGUGUGGUGGGCCUGGAAGGUGAUAUUGUUACAAAUCAGAAACGACAAAUAAAAGUUAAAAUACCUCCAGGUCAUUGUUGGGUAGAAGGAGAUAAUAAAAGUAACAGUGUGGACAGUAACUACUACGGACCUAUUUCUAAGGGUUUGAUAUUUGGUGUUGCUUCUCAUGUGAUAUGGCCUAGUCACAAGUGGAGAAAGCUUGAGAGUGGAUUAACUCCUAGUCUUCUAUCCAGAGUAGAACUCCAGGAGCAAUCUCCCAAACCUAGGAGUUGGUUGCAACAUUUCAAGAUUAUAUUUUAUUUUCUUCAAACCGGAACUAGAGGAAGUGGAUGAAAACCGGAACUAGAGGAACUGUAUGAAAAGACUUUAUCAGUGAAGACAAAUUUUACCUUUUUUUAGGAAUUUGUAAAAAUAGACGUUUUUGUUAAAAUAUCUGUUACAUGUAGUCAAAAAUAUAA
This is a messenger RNA of Eurytemora carolleeae, 904 nucleotides long. RefSeq names its product mitochondrial inner membrane protease subunit 2. The transcript has 9 exons. The coding region runs from base 15 to 779 and encodes 254 amino acids. Gene Ontology annotation, biological process: mitochondrial respiratory chain complex assembly. The record is from RefSeq and is a predicted model, not a curated record. Gene Ontology annotation, cellular component: mitochondrial inner membrane peptidase complex; membrane. Gene Ontology annotation, molecular function: serine-type endopeptidase activity. Lineage: Eukaryota; Metazoa; Arthropoda; Copepoda; Calanoida; Temoridae.